GCCUAAUGUCUUUUAAGACACUCGCACGCGAGGAGCUAAUAAUAGGCUUCCCGGCUUUCUAAAUGAGAUUGUAGUAAGGCGAUUCUUUGUGACAGAGACAAGUUCAUCUUCGUUAAACCGAGACGCAAAGAGUUGACCCUGGGAAGCGUCCUGAUCCAGUCUCCAAUACGAUGGUACCGACAACGACAAGGCUCUACCGAAAUCUGUUGUGCCGCGUUGCCUGCACAAUACUCGAUGGGCGACAUGUGAUAAACAAAUCGACCUUCACAAAAAUUGAAGAAAACUCAGAAAAGAAGAAUACAUCAGAAAAAGAGAGAGCAACAAUCAUCUUUUCCCUCAAGAAUGAAGUGGGAGGACUAGUGAAGGCACUCAAACUCUUCCAAGAAAAUCACGUCAACCUCGUCCACAUAGAGUCCAGGAAAUCCAAGAGACGCAACUCUGAGUUUGAAAUAUUUGUGGACUGCGACAGCGACCACGAACAACUGAAUGAAAUCAUCCAGCUGCUGCGGAAGCAUGUGAACGUGGUUGAUAUGGAGCCUCCAGAUAACUCGUGUCUACAAGACAAAGAUAUGUAUAAUGUCCCCUGGUUCCCAAAGAAGAUUUCAGACUUGGACAAGUGUGCAAACCGUGUCCUCAUGUACGGCUCUGAGCUGGAUGCAGAUCAUCCAGGUUUCAAGGACAAUGUUUACCGGAAAAGGCGAAAGUACUUUGCUGAUAUUGCCAUGUCAUUCAAACAUGGGGAUCCCAUUCCUCAAAUUGAGUUCACAGAGGAGGAAGUGAAGACUUGGGGAGUUGUAUACAGGGAGCUCAACAAGCUGUACCCCACCCACGCCUGCCGGGAAUACUUGAAGAACCUGCCUCUGCUGUCCAAAUACUGUGAAUUUCGGGAGGACAACAUUCCUCAGCUGGAAGAUGUCUCACGCUUUCUCAGAGAGCGCACUGGGUUUACCAUCAGGCCUGUGGCAGGUUAUCUGUCCCCGCGUGACUUCCUUGCUGGUUUGGCCUUCCGUGUUUUCCACUGUACUCAGUAUGUGCGGCACAGCUCCGACCCAUUAUACACCCCAGAGCCGGACACGUGCCAUGAACUUCUGGGUCACGUCCCACUUCUAGCUGAGCCCAGCUUUGCCCAGUUCUCUCAGGAGAUCGGGCUCGCUUCACUCGGGGCCUCAGAUGACUCAGUUCAGAAACUGGCCACAUGUUAUUUCUUUACGGUGGAGUUUGGCCUAUGCAAACAAGAAGGGCAGCUGCGAGCAUACGGAGCAGGACUGCUGUCAUCUAUUAGUGAGCUUAAGCAUGCACUUUCUGGCAAUGCAAGGAUAAUGCCUUUCGACCCCAAAGUUACAUCCAAACAAGAAUGCAUCAUCACAACUUUUCAGGAGGUCUACUUUGUGUCAGACAGCUUUGAGGAAGCCAAAGUCAAGAUGAGGGAGUUUGCCAAGACAAUCAAGCGUCCCUUCACAGUCAGAUACAACCCGUACACCCAGAGUGUGGACGUGCUAAAAGACACUCCAAGCAUCAACAGCGUAGUGGAGGAGCUUCGACAUGAGCUGGACAUAGUCGGCGACGCCCUCAUCCGGCUGAACAAGCAGCAGGGCGUCUGACUGCCCACUUUGUCAACGCUUGUCAUUCACCCCAAGGCACCGCUGUAUAGAUACUGCCUGUUUAUUGCCCUUUGUCAGUUCAAUGAAUGUGCACUGCUUUUGGUUAAACGCUGUUUUUUCCACUGCAUGGUAUUUGUCUUAUAAAAUAUACAGAGGGCACAUUAGGUAUGUUUAGACAAUGAAAUGAGUAAACUGCACAAACCCAAAGAGCUGCUUUAUCUGACUCACUGUUGAGCUUCAGUUGUACUUGUCUCUUUUGGUUUCUGUACGGCAAACAGUCAAUGUCCUUACUUUAUAAUCCUCUAAGAUCCUUUCCAGCUGUAACAAGCACAGAUGUGGCUUCAUCAUUUUAUUGUUAACUCUGCUGUUGUAUAUUAUCAUGUGAUUUUCUUUUUUUGUAUUUCACUUUAUUAUUCUUCACAUUUAAUCUUCCUCACUUCAGUGAUAUGUAUGAUCUGUAUCGUUUUUAUUCCUUCGGUGUAUGUAUCACAUUCCUUUUUGUGUGCUGUUGAGGGAAAUAUACAAAUGAAAACGAGUGUUAUAAGAAUGUUUUGACGGCUGACUAUGACAGAUAUGGCCCAUGUACCUGAAACGAUUUUGUUUUAAAGUGAUGAUUCUGAUUAUCUACAUCUAACUGUAGUACUCCUGAUAUCAAAACAUUAUUUUUCUACUGUAAAGAAAUAUAGACAUUAUGUGUAGGCUAUGUCUCAAACUAUUAAACAAAUAAAAUGUUAUUGUGUCUACA
Molecule: messenger RNA, 2346 nt
Organism: Labrus bergylta (ballan wrasse)
Lineage: Eukaryota; Metazoa; Chordata; Actinopteri; Labriformes; Labridae
Gene: tph1a
Product: tryptophan hydroxylase 1 (tryptophan 5-monooxygenase) a
Biological process (GO): serotonin biosynthetic process; aromatic amino acid metabolic process
Cellular component (GO): neuron projection
Molecular function (GO): tryptophan 5-monooxygenase activity; iron ion binding
Source: RefSeq, a predicted model, not a curated record